Molecule: messenger RNA, 270 nt
Organism: Plasmodium cynomolgi strain B
Lineage: Eukaryota; Apicomplexa; Aconoidasida; Haemosporida; Plasmodiidae
Exons: 1
Source: RefSeq, a predicted model, not a curated record
AUGUGUCCAUUAGGAAAAUAUAUUGUAAAAGUUUUGCCAGAUGUAGAAAAACAGAAUUUUUCCGCAAUUUAUGGAACAAAACACAAGUGUAACACGAAAAAUACCCUAUCUAAGUUGAUAGACAACAACCUUGAUUUAACCAAAGGAGAUUCUGAAGAAAGUUUAGAUGAAAUGAGCUUUCUAGAAGCAGUCUAUAACAUCAAAAAAGAACUACAAAGUGACGAAUUCACGCACAACUCGUUUUCUUAUUUGAAACACAAAUGGGAUAAU